UGCAAACUUUAGGAAGCCUUGUACCUUGAACAGUAUUCUUUGAUAUUUACAUUUUCUGGAAGUUGAAGACUGCUGAGUGCUGAGGAUGCACAUAUGGUGAUAUUUAAAUGCUAUUUACACUUGGUUGUUGCAGAAAAAUGCUCGGUGUCCUUAGGAGAUCAGGUAAUGACAUUAAGAAAGAUCCAGACAUAGAUGACAGUACCUUGUCUCGGAAAUCUCUGGAGGUGCUAAAGUUUAGUUCAUCUCCCACGGUUGUGUAUAUUCGUUGCUGCAAAUCACAUUGCUCUACAGAUGUGACAUUCUUUGCUUUGGAACCUAGUGGACGAUGGAGAGUUCUUGUUCUUCCACAGCAAUAUCUCUACCGUGAGAUCUGUUGGAAAUCACCUCAAUCACAUGUAAAUAGCUUGCAAGUUGGUUCUUUGUUGCCAUUAACUUCUCUCUUAUUUGGUAGACAGAAGAUUCAAAGAGUUAUGAAUGUUGACUCUACUCUUGAAUCAAUUAUGUCUAGCAGCUCUCUACACCAUGAAGGUUCUUUGAGCAAUCUAAAUGAAUGGAACAUGUUAUCAAUCACUUCUUCUGGUCAAAAUCCAAUCACCGAAUGUGAAUUUCCUGGAACCAUCACCCACGGAUCUGAUGCUAUUAGUGUAGAAGAUAUGUACAUUCACGACUCUAAGAAAGAAAAAUCCACAGACAAGUACUCAAGGAAGAAACCUAGGAAGAAGGGGAAACGGAACAAAAAUCUCAAGUGCAGUAAUGGCCUAAAUGAGCUGCAAUCUGCAGUUGGAUGUUCAAUAACUCAAGCUGUGAUACAAAAUAUACAGCAUAGAUCAAUUAGUUCUUCUGCUAAUAUUUGUAAUUCCUUGAUGAAUGAUGACAUGACCGUGAGCUCUAUUUCUCUUGGUUCAAGCAGUGAUGAAAGAUGUAGUCAGCGUGUCUGUAAAUCACCUCAUCCUAUUGCCAGAACAGAGGUUUCUUCUAGUGAAGGCAUCUUAAAGAGUGCAAAGCUGGACGGACCAGGUCAAAUUGAGGAGCUUAGAGAGAGGGAAGUGUGUUCAAAGCAGCAUGCUGGAAAUCUUUAUGGAACAGAAAAGAGGGACAAGUACAUUAGAAGAGUUCCCAAUGACUCAAAUGUCUAUGCAAGUAGUACCAGGAACCAGAAUAGCCAUUCGAGGAAGGAGAAUUAUCAGUAUAUUUGGAAAAGGGUUCAGAAGAGAGAUGCUGAUGUAAGCAACUGUGACUCGGAAAAGUUGAACUUAGGUUUCUCACAGUCUGAUGAUAGGUUGAAAAAGAAUACAUUGAAGAAAAAGUUUCCUAAUCCUGUUGAUUCUAUUAUAUUGUCACAAUCAGCCCAUGAAAAUCAGGAAAAGCUCAAAUUCCCUAAAAACCCCAGAAGACACAAGUAUCCAGGCUCACUGCAGGAGAAUGAAAGUCAAUGUGGAAAAGGAUCUCCAGUUAAUGGAGACUGUUCAAAUGCUUGUUUGAAGACUAACAUGCAAUCAGAUCCUUGCCAAAUAGCUUCGGCAAAAAGAUCAAUAAAUGUAGCAGAUUCUCAAACUAGAACAAGUUCUUUUAGGGCUAGAUACAAGAAAAGGAAUGUUCAGUAUGUCCCUUUAAAACCAAUCCCGAAUCCCAAAUCUUGUCCCCGUGACUUGGAAGCUAAAGAAAAUGUCCCAAUUGUUGUAUCCCGCUUGGAUGAUCAAAUGGUCGAACAUCAGUUUUUGUUACCUCGAUCAGAGAAAUUCAAUGGCCUGACAGAGCAGCAGGGGGAGCUUCUUGCUGCGGAUGGAGAGGAUGAUAAAAUGGACAAAGAAGUUUCUCCUUCUGGUCAAAUUAAGCAUGAGCAUGACACUGUCCCUCAAGCUUUCUCCAAAUCCUGGAUGCACCAAGAGCUUAAAGAUUCUGAGCUACCAAAUUGUUUGUCAGUGGGGACGCUUGUUGAACCAGAAAGAUGGACCUCCAAAAAUGCCACACAGGAGCAACUGGCUUCUAAAUGUCUAGCUCCUGUUUUUUCCUCAGUGAAUGUCAGAGUGAAAAAUGCAGGUCAACAUGUAGAAAAUAUUAAGGCAUCACCUGGUGAUACUCAGUUUGGGAAGUUGAAAAAUCAUAGCAUACGCACUCGAGAACUGGGCUGCAACAAUGCUGCUAUGGAAACGUUCUUCAAUCCUGAAACUAAAAGCAAAACCUUUCACAGUCUCGAAAAUGAUUGGAGAAACAUUGCUCAGGCAGUGAACGAUGCCCAUACGGCACAGCUAGCCUCUAAAUCCAUUGAGAUAGGUAAGGGAUAUCCUGCUGCUGAAUUUGAGAAACUUCUUCAUUCUGCCUCUCCAAUUAUAUGCCCAUCUGCUAGUAUUCAGACUUGUCAGGCUUGCUUCCCUAGUCGAGCUACUAAUGCACCUCUCUGCAGACAUGAGAUACCCAAUGUCGCUUUGAAGAACUUGUGGCAGUGGUAUGAGAAACAUGGGAGCUAUGGUUUAGAAGUAAAAGCGGAGGACCACGGAAAUGCAAGACAAUGUGGGAUGGAUGGUUUCGAGUUUCGUGCAUAUUUUGUUCCAUAUUUGUCAGCCAUUCAGCUUUUCAAGGACCAUAGGACUCAUCCAAUCCAUAAUGAUAAAAGGAAUCUGGGGUCCAUGGAGGUGGACUGUAAGAUGAGUAAAAUAUCUGAGGGUUCACCUAAAGUAGAUCUGCAUUCAAUAUUUUCUGUACUUGUACCUCAACCUCGUGCUGAGGAUUCAAGCUCUUUACUACAAAAAGGUGAUCUCUCUGAAUCAGGGUCAUCUUCAGAGUGCAGUACUGGUGAUUCACAUCAUAUACCAGAUGAAUUUGAGUUGUCUGAUGAUACGGAGCUUCUCUUUGAGUAUUUUGAAUCUGAGCAGCCUCAAAGGCGGCGACCCUUGUUUGAAGCAAUACAGGAACUUAUCUCUGGUGAUGGACCCCCCUCAAACUGUAGAUCAUAUGGAGAUCCAUCCAUCCUACAUACAGUGAGCUUACGUGACCUGCAUCCUCAUUCCUGGUUUUCGGUUGCAUGGUACCCUAUUUAUAGGAUACCCGAUGGCAAUUUGCGUGCUGCUUUCUUGACUUAUCAUUCACUUGGCCAUUUUAUUCACAGAGAGCAGUCAUUUAAAGACUCUAGUGUGGAUGCCUGUAUGGUUUCUCCAAUCGUAGGCCUCCAAACCUACAAUGCUCAGGGUGAAUGCUGGUUUCAGCCAAGGCACUCUGGUGACGACCUGACAGAGGAAUUCUUGGAUAUGGACCUUCAUACAGUUCUGAGAGAGCGACUAAGAACAUUAGAGCAGACUGCAUCAAUUAUGUCACGAGCUGUGAGAAAGAUUGGAAGUGAUACGCUCAUGAACAUACAUCCUGAUUAUGAGUUUUUCUUGUCCAGGCGACGCUAACUGUUUCUGAUCCUUGUAUUUUCUGUUUAUAAGAUGGUACUCUCUGUACAUAGCUUAGCGUACUGAUAGGAUCCCUUUUUCAGGAUUGGAAGUAAUGCUUACUGGUUACAGUUAAAAUCUUAUCUAUUUGUAAGCUUAGAGUUUCGUAAUUCAGCUGUUGUACAUAUUAAGACUUUUGUCUAGCUGGAAUCAAAGAAUGCAACGUGUUAUGAGAUGAUUUUU
Messenger RNA from Solanum verrucosum, 3614 nucleotides. RefSeq lists its product as uncharacterized. The record is from RefSeq and is a predicted model, not a curated record. The coding region runs from base 108 to 3392 and encodes 1094 amino acids. The transcript has 5 exons. Lineage: Eukaryota; Viridiplantae; Streptophyta; Magnoliopsida; Solanales; Solanaceae.